Messenger RNA from Physella acuta, 451 nucleotides. RefSeq names its product large ribosomal subunit protein uL1-like. Lineage: Eukaryota; Metazoa; Mollusca; Gastropoda; Physidae. The record is from RefSeq and is a predicted model, not a curated record. Gene Ontology annotation, molecular function: RNA binding.
CAAGAUGAGUAAAAUCAACAGAGACUCGCUUCGUGAGUCAAUUGAUGCUGUACUCAAGUAUUCCAAUGAAACCAAGAAACGCAAGUUCACGGAAUCAAUUGAGCUACAAAUUGCCUUGAAGAACUAUGAUCCCCAGAAGGACAAACGUUUUGCUGGAACAAUCAAAUUGCGUAACAUCCCCAAGCCCAAGAUGAAGGUCUGUGUUCUUGGUGAUCAAGUCCUUUGUGAUCAGGCUACGGCAAACGACUUGCCCCAUAUGGAUAUUGAAGCUCUAAAGAAACUCAACAAAGACAAAAAGCUUGUGAAAAAAUUAGCCAAGAAGUAUGACGCCUUCCUUGCUUCCGAGUCUCUGAUCCGUCAAAUUCCCAGAGUUCUAGGGCCGGGUUUGAACAAGGCUGGCAAGUUCCCCGCACCAAUUACCCACAAUGACAGUCUUAAUGACAGACCAUAG